GUGGUGUGAGAGUAGCUCGUUAUGAUGUCGAGACCAAUACUGCUUGUUUUUCUGUUGAUUGUACUCAUAAUCACAUCUCAAUUGGAAUGGAAGCAGCAGUUGGUGAGUGAUGUCGAACCGAGUCCUAGUAUAUCUCAGAAGCAGCAACAGAUUUCAAAUAGAGAAGAAGCUGUUAAAGAGAAG
Messenger RNA from Nicotiana tabacum (common tobacco), 183 nucleotides. RefSeq lists its product as uncharacterized. NCBI's taxonomy places the organism in Eukaryota, Viridiplantae, Streptophyta, Magnoliopsida, Solanales, Solanaceae. The record is from RefSeq and is a predicted model, not a curated record.